GUUUGGUUGUAGUUUUCUCGUACAAGCGUAUCAUCAUUUUUAGUCCUUUUUUUUUGGUUUAUUAUUUUUUUCUAGAUGCGCUACUACGCUCGCUCGCUGCUUUUUAUCCACGAAGUAUUUUUUUAAAAUAUAAAUCGAAUAUUAGAUUUUUUUCUUACAGUAGUUAAUUAGAUGAAUUUUUUAUUGCGUAUAUUAGUCUGGACGAAUCCACACUGAAGUAGAUAGAAUAGACACCUUCUCGUCGAUAUGAAUAACGACACCUUAGUAGCCACUCCAGAGUUUGUGGGUCCUGGUGUAGGUGUAUCACCAUGUACGAUGAGUCCAGAAUGGAGUCGUGUUGGAAGGUUGCUGCUGAUGUCUGGAUUAUCAGUUCUGGGCAAUGUGGGAAAUGUUUACAUGAUCAGUGCUGUUAUAGUCGAAGAACAUUUAAGCAGAAGAGGUAAUGCUUACAUCGCGAACGUAGCUUUGGCAGAUUUACUCAUCAGCGGUAUUGUUAUAAUGGCGUCAGCUGUGGUUCUAUUGGCCGGUUUGGAGGAUUGUCUUCCAGUGUGUCAUUUACAAUGGUUUCUCGGCCUGUUGUGCGGAUUAGUGACGAUUCUGAGUUUAUUGGCGAUCGCUAUGGAGAACUACGCUCGUCUGUGUUUAUCACCCGAAUGCUAUGCCAGAAUCACGACGAACCGUAUAACCACAUCUAUAAUCUUCAUUUGGACUGUUAGCGUGGCUCUGGUCACCCUGCACUUCUUCUACAAUCUCGGUCCCGAGUACUGCAACAAGAAAGGAUUCGGUAAUAAGCCUUAUCAGUUCGUAACGGCGGCAUUUUUUUUCCUCAUACCUUUAUGUGUAACUGGAACGUUAUACGCUAAGAUUGUUUUGUGCGUUCGAGCAGCCAGAGCUCACGCUAGUUUCAAGCCGCCUCUGGCGUUCAACUGGGAUUACUCUUUGAUGCUGACGAAUAUGUAUAGUUACGUUAUGUUUAUUAUAUUUUGGGCGCCGUUCGCCAUUUUCAUGACUUUGCCGCCGAUCGAACCGCUGGGCAGGAAACCAUUUUGUUGGUCUGUAUGGUUCGCGUUGAGUAAAUCUUGUUUUAAUAAUUUACUCUAUUGUAUAUCGAAUCGACAUUUCUGCGACGCGUACGUUAAAUUGUUCCACUACUGUUGCUGUAAAACAACGGUGACAUUUUCGCGUAGACCGAGGACAGAUGGAGCUCGACCGUCGGGCGAUGUAAGGGUUCACAUUAUCCCCGGCUAUAACGUUUACCCUUAUACGAGCCCUCAACGGGGUAGCACAGGUAGCGGAGAGAAUAUGAAAAAGGCGGCUAGCAGCGGUAAAAGAGCAUUUAGAAGCGCCGGUCGUCAUCGAUCUAAGGAUCGUGACGUGUAUCAAUUGUAAAACGUGUUUGUAAAGGCCGUCAAUUAUUUCGAAUUUUUUUUUCCUCCUGUAAUCGUUCUGUUUUAUGUUUGUUUGUUUUUUUUAAAAUUUUUGUUUCGUUUUUUCAAAUACCUACUACCAUACUUUGAUAAUCGGCGACGACGAUGAUGCUAACGUCGAUAUGCUUUAUGAUGUUCGCAAGCCUAAGUGUGAAAUUGUGUUUACGUAUUUUUAAUGAUUUUUAUGUUAUAUUAUUCUGUAAUAAGUGUGUGUGUUUUUUAAUUUUUUUUUUUUUUUUUUUGUUUAAAACCGAAUUUUAGUAUGUUAAGUUUGGGAUGGCGUUUGAUUAAUUUGGAUUUCCGCGAAGCCGAGUCAUGAUGCAUUUUAUUUUAUUCAAUGUCAAAAUAACUCUAAAUCAUGAAACAGUAGGUACCUACCUAACAAAAUUUGUUUCAAUUCAGUGUUAUUGGGGGGGGGGGAAGACGCUUGAAUGGUACUGAAAAUUCUGCAGAUAUCAACACCGAUAUACCCACUUAAGUACUAUACGAGAUGUUUCAUCAUGGUUUGAGAAACAUUAUCAAAGUACCUACUACCACAGAAUUUUUCAAUUUUUGGUGAAUUUUUGAAAAUCAAAGGGCUAAAAAAGAGAAAGACAUCUCUGGAAAAAUAACUGGAUGUGAUGUGAUCUGGUCACAUCUUCCCAUCAAAUUUAGUUAGAUCACUUUUUUUUGAAAUGAGAGGAAUGAGGGGAGAGGAGAUUUAAACGAGGAAUAUGAAAGUUACCUGUUACCUGUUGGUUGGUAACGGUGGCGUAUACAGCUACAAGGCUAGAGGCACAGGUCAUGGAGAAAGGAGAGUAAGACUGAAGGGUUAUGAGCUAUUUCAGGUAGAGUUUUAGGAAGAUUGAGUGAGUCUCUUAAAUAAAUUGGUAUGAUCUUGACAGAUGAGUAAGAUGUGGGAGAUAAUGAGUUGGACUUUGCAUGUAGAGCAUAUUGGAGGGAUUCUUUUUUAAACAGAUGAGAGUGGGUGAGGAGGGUAUGGCCUGUACAUACACGGCAUAAGGCAACGGCCUGCGGUAAAUCUUGAAUGUUGGUGGUGUGACUUUGAUUGGGAAUUAACCAUGAACAUAUGGCUUCCAUCACAUCAGAUACAGGGACAGGUGUUUCUGGUAUAGGUGAAAUCCUUAGUGACAGCUUUGCUGCUAAGUCUACUGUUUCAUUUCCCAAAAUUCCUGAGUGGGCUGCAAUCCAGGCUAUGGUAACAUCCAUGUCACACUGGAGAGAUGAGAUUUCUCAGGCAAUUGGAUGUUGCUUAGAUUUUGAUUUUAGUUGAGAGAUGGAAUUUAGUAAAUCAGUGAAGAUCACAACUUUGUCGAGUCUGCUCUCAAUUGCCAUGUUUAAGUACCUAUAGCAUAUACAGUGGAACCUUGAUAACUCAAAACUCUUCAACUCAAAAACCUCUAUUAGCCGAACCAACCUUCAUUUCCCUUGAAAUCUCUGUAACACUCAGCGUUAACUUUACUAGGAUAUAAGUCAAAAUUGACUACCCAGUUGGGUGAAAAUCUACCCUUACAUGACAUGAAAACGUGGGCAGUAAUUCUGGCACUUUACACCAAUACAUAUCUGCCCAUUAAUCCGUGCAUACUUGGUUUUUCUGCCAUCAAGCGUAAAAACCUGCCAUUGCUGUUUAGUUAGUUCAUGAAAAAUUUUUGGCUUAGCUGGGGAUUGAACCUGGGUCUCCGGAUUGGAGAGCGAGAACUCUCAUACCCUAACCAUCAGGGCAGAUGAUAUCAAGAGAAUAAAUAGGUACCUACUUAUUCAUCGUGUACUAAGCUAAAACACACGCGUAAAAUACCACAUUUACACAUGUUUUUAGCGAGUAUGCGAAUACUUAAAUAUGCUAUGAAGCAUUCUCGUAGCAUUGACUUGCAGAAAUACGCCACUUAAUUUAAAAGCGUAGUGACCUUACACAACAAAAAUAUGCUACAAAAUAUUCUUGUAGUGUGUUUUUCAGCUGAAAUUUUUUUCUCGAGCGCAGAAAAUGUAGGUAACAAUCUGAAAAGUUGCUUCAAAUUACACCUGUGAAUUGGCGUUCAAGCUCUUUAAGGCAUUUUUAUCAGCAGAAGGGCAGAUUUUCACCCAACUGUGUACGCAGACCAGGCGUAUCUCGAAGCUCAAAUUUUGCCAAAAAUAGUGAGAAAGCCUCUAUAAGUCGUACGUUGUUGGGCAUUUACCUCUAUACUUGAAUAUUUCUAUCAUCUUUUAUGCACUUACAUAUCUCUCAAUUCAUUCUUUUUGUAAGACCUCUAUCACUCAAAUGCUCUCAAAAUCUAACCUGCAUAACUUGAAAACUGAUGAUCUUGAAAACCUCUAUAAGCCAAAUGAAUGACCAAGCCCCUUGGAUUUUGAGUUAUCGAGGUUCCACUGUAGUUUACAUAAAAGAAUACACUGAGAAAAAUGUAUAGUAUAAAUUACAAUAAAUUUAUAGUGAACGUGCUCCAGUAUUGGAAUUAUAGUCAAAAUUACUAUAACUAUAGUAAAUGAAAUACUAUAAUUAUAAUAAAAAAUACUAUAAUAUAGUAAAUAUUACCAUACGUAUAGUAUUUCAUUUACUAUAGUUAUAGUAAUUUUGACUAUAAUGCCCAAACUGGAGCACGUUUACUAUAUAUUAUGAUUAUUUAUACUAUUCAAAUUUUUCUCAGUGUACUGAACAAGCAUGGAAGUGGAAAUCGCAAAACCUCACAAUCACAAACGACCAAACAACCACAACGAUCCACAGAUUUCAACCCAUCAGUAUAAAAAGAAAUGAAGACGAAGAGCUCUAUUCCAAAGUGGGUUAAGUCAUUUUUAAAAAAAACAUGUUUUACGGAGAUUUUUACUUCAAAAGUGAGUUAAGUCAUUGCUUUUUCAAAGUGAUUUUUUCUACAAGCAAUUGUUCAAUGUCCAAAGAAAGGAAAGGUGCACUAACCUUUCGAAACAGAACAAAUAAUAACAAAAAUUUUAAACGCAUUUUUUGGUGCAAAAAAUAACUUGACCCACUUUGGAAUAGAGCUCUUCAAAUGAAAUCAUCAGGGGCGAAGCGUGCGUGUAAGCCAGUAAGCCGGGCUCACAUGAGAAAAAGAAAAAAAAGAAAAUAUUAUUUCAGUAGGUACAGAAAUUGUACAGAAAAUUCAAAUUUUCAAAACGCGAAAUGAUAGAAUCAAAAUUAUCUAUUAAAAUGUGGGGUUUGGGGUAGGCAACUUGUUCUGCUGGAAGCCCUAUUCGUUCGGCUUCAACCAUUUCAACUGAUUGUGAGGCUGGUUGAGUCGUUCUGACGCAUGCGCAUAUAGUCGUAAGUGGUAGUGAAGGGUGAAGGGAAAGAGUUGUCAUUAGGCGCGUUGGUGAAGCCGGCUUCAAGCUCGCUUUUUUCGCGUUUCUAAACAUUGUUGAAUUGCUCAAAUUGUUUUGUAUUUGUACCAAAAACGUUUGGGUAAAACUUUUUUUCCCAGGUUGUUUAAACAUUUUUUUUCAACACCAACAAUUUUUUUUUUAAUAUUUCGUUUUUUCUAGCUUUUUCAAAAGAAAAAAAACGUAAUUAAUUUGUCAAAAUUGAAUGAAUUAAAUUUUCUUUGCAUUCUUCAAGAUGAAUUUUGAAAAUUUUAGUUCCUAGUCUUAAUUUUCAACUUUGAAGGCCUAACUCAGCCUAAUUUUAGAUCAAAAUUCAAUGCAAAAACAAGCUGUGAAAUCAAAAAGUUUUUUGCAACACUAUUUUUAAUUUGCAAAUGUUGUUUGGUUUGGUUUAUAAUUGUUAUAAAUCGAACUAUUAUGAGUAUCAUAUUUUUAGGGGUCAUUUUUUUCAAAUAAAAUAAUUGAUACUUCCAAUUUUGAUACUUCUGCAGCUUUCUAGCUUACAUGCCAACUUUUUCACGCUUUGCCACUGGAAAUCAUUAUACUGAGAAAUAAAGUUAUUGAUGAUUUGAGUACCUAUUGAGUUGAGUGUGUUCAAGUAGUGAUGUAUCAAAUGAGAGAAUAUUUUUCUUAGUUGAUUUGAAUGGCAGGACAUUCAAACGACAAAAUAGGAUAUUUCAAGGACAUUAUUGUUGACAAUGGUUCAGCACGACCAUUUAGGUAAUGCAAACGACAAAUUUGAUUUCAUAUACGAGUAAUGACGAAAAAAGAAAUGUAAUCCGCCAAAUCCACGUCCAAAUAGAAUUUUGACGGUAAAAAAAUUGUUGUCUGGAAAAAUGAAUGAUCCCCGCCAAAAAAAAAAUUUCCAGAAAAAUGACUUAUUUUGUAAUAAGAAAAAUGUUUGUAAAAGUGAACAAAUAAACUUUAAGAAUGGGAAGUCCUUCAUUUUUGAAAAAAUUCCUUUUUCAAGUUAACUUCAAAAAAGUUUUGUUUUCCAAAAAAGCUUGAUUUCUUGCAGAAAAUGCUAAAAAAUUAUGAAA
Messenger RNA from Planococcus citri (citrus mealybug), 5794 nucleotides. RefSeq names its product melatonin-related receptor-like. Gene Ontology annotation, biological process: G protein-coupled receptor signaling pathway; cellular response to light stimulus; phototransduction. Gene Ontology annotation, molecular function: G protein-coupled photoreceptor activity. Gene Ontology annotation, cellular component: plasma membrane. The transcript has 3 exons. The coding region runs from base 247 to 1389 and encodes 380 amino acids. The record is from RefSeq and is a predicted model, not a curated record. NCBI's taxonomy places the organism in Eukaryota, Metazoa, Arthropoda, Insecta, Hemiptera, Pseudococcidae.